Molecule: messenger RNA, 3383 nt
Organism: Falco peregrinus (peregrine falcon)
Lineage: Eukaryota; Metazoa; Chordata; Aves; Falconiformes; Falconidae
Product: Krueppel-like factor 2
Biological process (GO): regulation of transcription by RNA polymerase II
Molecular function (GO): DNA-binding transcription factor activity, RNA polymerase II-specific; RNA polymerase II cis-regulatory region sequence-specific DNA binding
Source: RefSeq, a predicted model, not a curated record
CUAUGUCCCAGCUCGCCAGCGUGGACUGGGGCACCUGAGUGUCUUCUGUGAGGUGGGACAGCCUGAUCCCCUUGCAGCCCCCGCCGUGGGAAGUCCUGGGGCUGACGGCACCAUCCCAGGGGCUCCAUGGGGUGCACAAGGUCGGACAGCCAGCCCGUACCCCCACGGCCAGACGGUGGGAGGCUGAGCCAGGGCGCUGAUCGCCAGGCAAACGUCUGGCAGGGGCUGUGGGGCAAGAUGAGGCGCUGCAGGCAGGCUGCCAGCCCCCCGGCAGGGUAUACCAGACGGUUAUCUCGGCUCACACAUGCACCCUGUGCAUGGCCAGAUGGGAGCCGGUACGCUCUGGGCUACUGAUUGCCUCGCCGACGGCACCGAGGACGCAGCCUCACGGGCGCUGUUGCAUGAAGCUCAGCCACACCACCUUUGCUCGUUGACGCGCUGGUCGCCCCCGACGGCGACCGCCGGGCUCGGCUCGCCGACCGCACCCCCCGCCGGCACAUUCCCACCGCCCACUCGGGGCACGGUGUGGGGGGACCCCCAGCUCUGCGAUCGCCAGCCCCCCUCCCCGCCCGCUGCGCGGGGCAAGCCAGCAGGGCACCGCUGCUCCGCGGGCAGGAGGGACCCCGGGCUUCGCGACGGACCCCGCCACCGCGGGGACCCCACCGCGCGGGCAGGGGCCGGGGCCGCGGCGUCGGGCAGGGGCAGCCGCCACCAGCCCGCCCGGGCAGCGCCACGAGAGUGGGCGUGGCCUACCCCACGGGAGCCAAUAGAGCGCGGCGGCGGCGAAUAUCAAGGCUAGUCGGGCCAAUAGGGGCGCAGCCAUGCUGUUAACAGCUUAGGGGCGCGGGGCGGCGCAGAGCAGCGCUGCCGCCGCCGCGGGGAGCGGAGCGGUGCCGGGCUCCGCGCACCGUGCUCCCCCAGCCCGCCGCGGUUCCCCGGCCCGCCAUGGCGGCGGCCGUGGACGAGAGCACCCUGCCUUCCAUCUCUACUUUUGCUAACCUGCUGCCGCUGGAGGAGCGGCCCGCCGACAUGCUCCACAGGAUGCUGCAGCAGGACGGCGCCGCCGCCGUCAAGCGGGAGGACGACGACUUGGGCAAGUUCGUGGACUUGGACUUCAUCCUGGCGCACACCAGCAGCGGCGGGCAGGGGCCGCCUGGCCCCAACUACCCCCUGCCCGAGACCCCCGAGAGCUGCGGCACCACCUACGACAGCGACGGCUCCUACCCGACAUCGGGCAAGUUCCCGGCUUCUUACCCCGAGGGCCAGGGCCACAGCUACGUGGCCGAGCUGCUCACCCCGGACCUGCCCGGCCACUGCGACCUGCAACGGAGGGAGUACACGGAGCUGCGGGUGCCCGGCGGCCCCCCCCAACACCCCCCCCAUCACCACCCGCCCCUGCACCCGGCCCUGGCCCGCCCGCUGCCUCUGGACCCUGCGCAGCCCUUCGGGCCCCGCAUCAAGAAGGAGCAGCCGGAGGAGCGCGCCUGCAUGCUGGGGCUGCCUGCCGCCGAGUACCUGGGGCCGGCCGGCGGCGAGCACAAGCCGCGCGUAGCGCCGGUCCCGGGCCGGGGGCCAGUGCCGGGGCCGCCGCUGCCCUACCCGGGCUUCGCCCACGGCCGCCUGGGGCCCCCCGAGGAGCCGCUGCCCGGCGCCGACCCCCACCUCCUGGCCGACCUGCCGCCCCACUACGCCGUGGCCCCGCACCGCUACGCGCCCCACUUCGCCCCCCAGCCGCCGCCGCCGCAGUUUCAUGGACACUUCAGUGUUUUCAGGGAGCCCCUGAAGGGGCCGGGCCCGGGCCCGGCGGGGCUGCCCGGGCUGCUGGUCACGCCGCCCAACUCCCCGGUGCUCGAGUACUUCCCGGCCGGGCCCCCCCCCGAGGACUGCAAGCCCAAGCGCGGCCGCCGCUCGUGGGCGCGCAAGCGGACGGCCACGCACAACUGUGAAUACCCGGGCUGCGGCAAGACCUACACCAAGAGCUCCCACCUCAAGGCGCACAUGCGGACCCACACGGGUGAGAAGCCCUACCACUGCACCUGGGAAGGCUGUGGCUGGAAAUUUGCCCGCUCCGAUGAGCUGACCCGCCACUACCGCAAGCACACAGGGCACCGGCCCUUCCAGUGCCACCUCUGUGAGCGGGCUUUCUCCCGCUCUGACCACCUCGCCCUCCACAUGAAGCGGCACAUGUGAGCGGUGGGCUGUGGCUGGGCUUGGUGUCCUCGGAGCCAGCUCACGGUGUAAAUAGUGUUGGGCCUGGAACGGCACUGGGGAGCAGCCCGGCCGCCCAGCCCUCUCCGCUUGUAGUUGAUAACUAGUUUUUUUUCUCCUGCCCCUGCUGUGAGAGCUGGGCCCAGCUGAGUGGUGGGGAAGGGCUGCUUUGGGGUGUAGAUGGGGAGCAAAGCUGCAAGAAGUGCCUCCAGCCCUUGCCAGGCAUCACCACUCAGCUCCCUGUGCCUGGAGGGUACCACCCCCCCCAGCCAGGUACCCAGUGAGUGGGGGGUGCUGGUGCAGGCAAGGAUCUGUUCCCAGAGCCCCUGGCUUGUAUUUGGCAUCAGCUUAAUUUUUUCCCCUCAAAUACUGGCACCCACCUGGCUCCAGGGACUCUGGUGGCUGACUCUGGCCAGGUUUCGGCCAGAGACCCAUGCCCGCUGGGUGCACGGGUUGUAGUUCUGGGAAGUGGGUUGCUAGUCUUCUCGGUUGUGGCCAUCAGAACAAACCUCCUGACCCAAUAGCCCAGAGUGGACGGGAUAAGGGUGGGACCUGACUGUGGCUCGUGGCUGUAAAGGUUGGCAGGGGGUUGGCAGUGCAGUGUCACCUUGCACAGGAAGCAGGGAUGCUCCUGUUUCCAGCUUGGGACCCCACUGGGCAGUCCAAUCCUGGCCAUUCCCACAGUUUCCUGCUCAGGAGCCUAAAGUGGCUCUUGUCUGCUUUCAUUUGUCUUCUUCCCUUCAGGAUGACACCAGGUACUGCUGCAGCUGCCUUUCCCAUGCUGCUUUUUGAAAUUUAGUGUGUAAAGGACUGAGUCCAGCUAUGAAUGCCCAGGUCUCUGCUAUACUUGAAACUUUUGUAGAGGGGGGAAAAAACUCAAAAGAAAAUGAGUCUUUUUAUGUGCAGCUUCUGCAAAGCAAGUUGUAAAUUAAACAAAGCAGUAAUAUAUAAUGUUUCUGGUUUUUUUAAUAUAUUUUUUUUCUUCCAGCUGGGAACACAGAUGAGUCUCGGCUUUGGGAAGUGCACUGUUCCCGUCUGUGUAUAUUGUUAAUUAACAUUUCUCUGCUUGGGCACGUUAGGUCUCUCGCACCCUGAAAUGUUACUUUUCUUUAUAUGCAAACUGUUGAAAUAUUGUGAUCUGCUGUAUAAUAAAUAAACAAGAUGUAAACAUGAAA